UCCGAGUGGGGGCGGUGUGGGUAAGCUAAGCAGGGUCUGCUUCGUUCCACUGCUGGAGGGGAGACGGGGAGGAGCGCGGGCGGUGCUCGGAGCCCUGAGAGCUGUGAGGGGAGAGCGGCGGUGCCCAUGGACAUCCCGGAGGCGGCCGCGUCCCGGCUGGAGGGGGGAUGGCAGGAGGUCUACUCGGCUCUGCAGUGGAUCCACUUCACCAUGGCCAUGCUCAGUGUUACAGGUUCCAGCUCCAUCAUCACUUAUGCCAUCUUUCAAAACGUGGUGCGGUCCCCUGAGGUUCGUCCUCUUUUCUACCUGAGUCUCUCUGACCUAUUUCUGGGCAUGUGCUGGAUCGCUGGAGCGCUGCUCUAUAGCACACCAACCUCCAAGCAGGAUCUCAUCUGCUACAACCUGCAGGCGAUGGGACAAGUAUUCUAUGUGGCCUCUUUCCUAUACACUGCCAACUACACCUGGCAUCUGUACAUGGACCUGAAGAUGAAAUACAAUCAGAACCUUAACAGGAUGCCCCCCACAGUUGUAGAUUAUGCCAGUUGCAUUGGCCGAGUAGCAACAAUUUUGUCCAGCCUGAUCCCUUUUCUUCUUAUGAUGCCUGUGUUUUGCCUGGGCAACAGCAGUAACUGCUACCAGAACUUCAGUCAAAAGCAUGGAUGUCUCUUGAUGCACACAGAAAUGGCUGAGCCCACCAACGAGCCGCUAACGCUGAAUGGCUCUGUUUGCAGAGCCAUGCAUUUCUAUGGCAUUGGGGUCUUCCUUGUUUCCUUUCUGGUCAGCUUCAUAGCUAUUCUGGUUGUACUCAUUCAAGCCCGAGGUUUGUACAAAAGGUUCGUAAACUCCACAGGAUUCCUGGGAGAUCAGCAGUGGGCAAUGAUUAAGAUGGUGGAACAACGAGUGGUUUUUUACCCCAUCGCAUUCUUCUGCUGCUGGGCCCCAGCUGUCCUCCUUGGAAUACUGAAGCUGACAGCUUCAACAAGCAGCAAAAUCUACAUGGCUCUUCUUGUUCUGCAGGCACUGACAGCAGCUUCCCAGGGACUUCUGAACUGCAUUGUGUACGGCUGGACACAGCACGUCUUCCUCUCCCUCAAACGCAAUAUCUGCCGUGACGUUGACACUCAGACUCCUCUCCUGCGCUCUCAGAAGAAGUUCUAUGCCAGCACACUCCCUGCCAGCCCUCCAGACACUGAGGUGUCCACAUCAACCCUGCUCUGAUGAAUUCCUGCAGCAAAAACGAGAGUAGGCAGCAUCCCAAUGGGGCCUCGUCGUAUUUUAGCAAUGCCAGCCAGCACAGCUGCUGGGCUGUCUUGGUGUGAACUGUUUUGUCACCAGCACGGUUAACUGUAGUUCUGCGAGAGCCCGAGCAGAUCUGUCAGAAAAGCACUUUCAGUGAAGAUAGUUAUUUAUUUUACAGAUUUCUAUGGACUUGAAAGGGAUCCUUUAAAACCCGGUAAAUUUUUAGCACAGGCUUUCUCCUUAUGGAAGUAUCUCUAGAAAUACAGCAAAUUAAAUGUAACAACUCCAAGAUCUAGUACAGCUCCUUUGAGGGCGUGUGGUCAAAAGACGUUUUACUUUUCUACGUGUUUGUCAGUUAUUUGCCAUUACGAGUUAACAUUAAAGCAAAGAUGAAUAUUUUUAAA
Molecule: messenger RNA, 1643 nt
Organism: Coturnix japonica (Japanese quail)
Lineage: Eukaryota; Metazoa; Chordata; Aves; Galliformes; Phasianidae
Gene: TMEM116
Product: transmembrane protein 116
Biological process (GO): adenylate cyclase-activating G protein-coupled receptor signaling pathway
Cellular component (GO): plasma membrane
Molecular function (GO): G protein-coupled receptor activity
Source: RefSeq, a predicted model, not a curated record